AUGAGCAAUAAAAGAUUAAGCAAUUCUUCUCAAUAAUAAUAGCAAUAAAAAAAACCAAGUUUUAAUGAUCAACCAACUGUAAUCCCUAAUAAAGAGGAUGAUAAAAAAAGUUUAAAUGGUAGUUAGAUAAAUGAUUCACAGGAUGGAGUUUAAAAAUAAUAAUAAUAACAAUCAAAAUUUGAACUUCCUUAAAUUCCUAAAUUUUAGAGUUUACCUUUAAGAGAGUAUUUUGACAGUAAUUUAAGUGCAAUAUUAUUGGAAGGCUUGAAAGAAAUAGGAAGAUAAAGGUAUCUAUUGAAAUUAUAAAAUUAAGACCAGAAAAUCCUACUAGAUUUUUAGGAGAAUAUUUGCUUUAAUAGGAUAAAUAAAAAUGA
This is a messenger RNA of Paramecium sonneborni, 374 nucleotides long. The record is from the annotation of a GenBank genome assembly. NCBI's taxonomy places the organism in Eukaryota, Ciliophora, Oligohymenophorea, Peniculida, Parameciidae.